Messenger RNA from Salvia miltiorrhiza (redroot sage), 1448 nucleotides. RefSeq lists its product as uncharacterized. Lineage: Eukaryota; Viridiplantae; Streptophyta; Magnoliopsida; Lamiales; Lamiaceae. The record is from RefSeq and is a predicted model, not a curated record. The transcript is spliced from 2 exons. Bases 373 to 1191 code for a protein of 272 amino acids.
AAAAUUAAGCAGCUUUAAGACAAAACUCCAAACUUAAUCUUUUUCCUCCACAAAACCAAAAAGAAAACAAAAUUUAACGCCCCAAAACAGACAAACCCCACGAAAAAUGGGGAUAAAGAUUGUGCCCACCCCAUCUAGAAACCCUUGACUUUCUAAUUUUUUUAUUUUCCCCAACCCAAAUUUUUUUAAAGAAAUAAAAAAUCAAAAUAUUUCUUUUUUCUCAUUUUUAUUUUAAAUUAAAAAGAAAGUGACCAUGGACCUACACGUAUUGAUGACAAUCCCACCACAACCACCCUCUUCUUCUCCCCCAAAAUUCCCUUAAAAAAAAAUUCACACUCAAAAACGCAAAAAAAUACCUAUUUCCCACAAACCAUGAAUGAUCCAAGAUUCCACCUUUCCAAAGAAAACGAUCACAAUUUCAAAGACCCAUAUCCCCAAAUAGGCUCAAGAUCAAUCCCAAAUGAAAUUAGUUGCAGCAACACGUUUAUCGAUCAAGAAUUCGUGCAAUUCCGGCCGAAUUCCGAGACCCCAAACGACGAUUCCGGCGCGUGCUCACCGCCGCUUUGGAAGAGCGGCCCAGGCACGCCGUCGUCGGAGCCGCUCCUCAGCCACCACGUCUACCGGAACCUUUCGCCGGCGUCGCGGCUGCAGGCCAUCACCAGAGGGCAGAAGGAGCUCAUGGAGAUGGUGAGGAGCAUGCCGGAAUCCUCGUACGAGCUAUCGCUAAAGGAUCUCGUCGAGCACCACCGGAUUGAAGCCCACGCACCGCCGUCGGAUUUGCCGCCGAGAGUGAGGAGGCAAGAGAGCAAGAAAAAUAAUAUGGCAAGGAAUGGGAGCUUGAAGCUCGAGAGAAAAGGACUGUUUUUGAAGAUGGUGUUUCCGUUUUCGCUGCAGCCCGUGAAGAAAAGGAGUAAUCUUGAUCGGAGUUUUAGUGGGAGGGUUUCGCCGGUGAAGGGCGGCGGAGGCGGUGGUGGUGAAGGGGAUUGGUGGAGGAGGAAGCUUGGUGGCUCGAGCGGCAGUGAUAGUAGCAGGAUAAGUGUGAAUAGUGGCGGCGGCGGCGGCAGCAGCAGAAGCAGCAGCGGCCGCAGCAGUAGCGGCCGGAGCUACGGCGGCGGAGGCAGGAAAGGGAAUGGUUACACGACAGGUUGCUGGCCGUUUUUUCGAUCCAAGAACAGCAAAUCGGAAGAGUAGAAAUAAAUGCGCUUCUGCACUUGUAAAAUUACUGAUCAACAGACUUUAGAUUACGAGGAAAAAUCUGGGUGAAGAAUUGAAGGAUUUGUAUAUUCUUUCAUCAUCAACGCAACGGCGAUUGUUUUCUUUUGUUUGUGAUGAAGAGUUGUAUCUAUCGCUUAUGAUCCCAAAGUCUGAACUUGUGUCAACUGUAAUAAGUAACUUCUUGAUCUGUUGCAAGAAUUCGAAGUCGUGUUAAUGAAUGAUGAUAAACAACA